This is a messenger RNA of Fibroporia radiculosa, 945 nucleotides long. RefSeq lists its product as uncharacterized. Bases 1 to 945 code for a protein of 314 amino acids. The transcript has 2 exons. The record is from RefSeq and is a predicted model, not a curated record. Gene Ontology annotation, cellular component: endoplasmic reticulum. Gene Ontology annotation, biological process: fatty acid elongation. NCBI's taxonomy places the organism in Eukaryota, Fungi, Basidiomycota, Agaricomycetes, Polyporales, Fibroporiaceae.
AUGGCCGAUCUUAUCCCACAAGUGUGCACGGCGACCGGCACUCUCUUCAUUCUCUACCAACUAUACUGCCUACUAGAUUUCGUCUGGUUCUACUUCAUUCGACGAAGCUCUAUCCGCCGAUUCAUCCAUCGUGACGGGCCCUCUCCCUACGCACUCAUCACCGGAGCUCCAGAAGGCAUAGGCAAGGCCGUCGCUUCCGAAUUGUAUGAUACCGGGUUCAACCUCAUUUUGCACGGGAGGAAUGAAGACGAAGUCCGCACACUCAUGGAGGAGCUACGUGCACGCCCAGGGACACGCCGCGAUGUGCGCUAUUUCGUGGCCGACGCAUCAAAGCCCGGACACAACUUCGCGCAGCUCGUCGAGCCGUUCAAAGAGUUGAACAUCACCAUCGUAAUCCACAAUGUCGAUGGAAAUCACUUCACUUUGGAGAGGAUGGACAAGACUGAUGAGAUGACACUCACUGGUGUCGCAUACCUUAACGCCUUCUUCCCCCUUUGCCUUACGCGCGUGCUCCUUCCCCAGCUUCGUGCCUCCUCCGCCCGCGGGCUCGUUGAAGUGCAGUUCGUCGGCUCCAACGCGUCGUUCAUCUGUCCUCCGGGCAUACCCGUCUAUGCGUCGUCGAAAGCAUUUAUCUGGGCGCUCGCGCACGCCCUCGACGCGGACGAACGGCUCUGGGGUCCACCCUCGAACCUGCACUUCUCGUCCCUCAUCGUCGGCGAGGUGCAGACAAACAGCCAACACUCCGAGCCGUCGUUCACAUCGCCCAGCGCGGAGCGCUUCGCCAAGGAUCUUGUUGCGAAGAUUGGAUGCGGAAGGAUUGGCUAUGCUCCGUGGAUAGCGCAUGGAAUCAUGAAGUGGGUGAGCGGAUUCUGGAUGAGCGGUAUACAGAAGAUGGCAGCGCCAGCUAUCAAGAAAGCUGCCGAGAUGCAGAACUCAAAGGCUUAG